Molecule: messenger RNA, 2930 nt
Organism: Fopius arisanus
Lineage: Eukaryota; Metazoa; Arthropoda; Insecta; Hymenoptera; Braconidae
Gene: IKKepsilon
Product: I-kappaB kinase epsilon
Exons: 2
Coding region: 338-2848 (836 amino acids)
Biological process (GO): peptidyl-serine phosphorylation
Cellular component (GO): cytoplasm
Molecular function (GO): ATP binding; protein serine/threonine kinase activity
Source: RefSeq, a predicted model, not a curated record
CUGUGAUAUCUCUUUUCAACGAAUAGCAAUCGAGGGAUUUGCAAUUUAAUCAGAGGAUGAUAGUUACUAAUAAUUGAAUUGAUUUUGUGAGUUAACGUGAGUCAUGUGGAAAAAACUCAAUCAAAUCUAGAAAGCUUAACCUAAAAAUUAAUUAACUCGUCAAAAUUAUCAACAAAGGAAAAACAAAAUUAACAAACACCACAGAUCCGAAGAUUCAACCGGAAUUAUUUGUUCAUCGAAUCCCUCAAUAUUUUUAUAAUUUAAAAGCCUCAGGUGAAGACCUGAAUUCACCUGGUGCACUGAAAACGUCAAUCUCGUAGUCCAAGAUUCGAAGAAAAUGUCGUACCUCCGAGGCUCAGCGAAUUACGUCUGGUGCACGACAAGCGUCCUGGGGAAAGGUGCAACAGGUGCUGUAUUCCAAGGUGUUGACAAAAAUAACGGUCAACCAGUGGCGGUUAAAACGUUCAACCAACUCUCCCACAUGCGCCCAAUGGACGUCCAGAUGCGUGAAUUUCAGGUCCUGAAAAAAGUCAAGCACGAGAACAUAGUUAAACUCCUGGCAAUCGAAGAAGAGCAAGACGGUCGUGGCAAAGUCAUCGUAAUGGAGUUGUGCACUGGUGGAAGUCUCUUCAACAUAUUGGACGACCCUGAGAAUACCUACGGCCUAUCAGAGUCGGAAUUUCUUCUCGUUGUGGAGCACCUGUGCGCAGGUAUGAAACACCUACGAGACAACAACCUCGUCCACAGGGAUUUAAAACCCGGAAACAUUAUGAAAUACAUCGCCGAUGAUGGAAGUACAAUCUACAAGUUAACCGACUUCGGAGCUGCUCGUGAACUCCACGAGGACCAGCAGUUCAUGUCCCUCUAUGGCACCGAGGAAUACCUCCACCCUGACAUGUACGAGCGUGCAGUCCUGAGAAAACCCGUAGGUAAAACCUUCGGGGCGACAGUCGACCUGUGGUCAAUCGGUGUCACCCUGUACCACGUGGCCACCGGUAAUCUCCCCUUCAGGCCAUUCGGUGGUCGUCGAAACAAGGAGACAAUGUUCCACAUUACAACAAAAAAAUCGUCAGGGGUCAUCUCCGGGAGUCAGACAACCGAGAAUGGACCGAUCGAGUGGAGUCGCGAUCUCCCAAAGAACUGUAGACUGAGUUUUGGAAUAAAGAAGAUCGUUACUCCAUUGUUGGCAGGAUUAUUGGAAGUCGACAGACAGAGAAUCUGGAGUUUUGACAGAUUUUUCUCUCAAGUAACAGACAUUCUCUCGAGAAAGGCAUUUCACCUCUUCAAUAUGCACACUAUGCAAUCGAUAAUGAUCUAUCUCCAUCCUGAUGAUAAAUUUCACACACUCAGGGCUGCGAUCCAGGAGCAGACAGAUGUCGCUCCUAGUACUCAGAUUAUUCUACUCGGGGAAUCCCCUUUUAAUAUGCUAAUAGAGGAAUCAACACCGGCAAGGGGAUACCCUCUGGCCAAGAUAUCAGCUGAUAAUCCGCUGACUCUGUAUUCCAGGGACAAUAAUAAUGUCAUUCCACCGAUUGUUCCAAUUUCUGAGACUAACACCUCUCCCACAAGCACUCUAGCUCAUGGAAAUGAUGUAACAAACCAGACACCAGUUGUCUCAUCUCUGUCGUCUGUUGGUCCUUCCGACAAAUCGAAAUCAUACGCAGGAAUUGAAACUCCAAUCGUUUUUCCAACAUUCGCUAAUAUAGUAUCUGUGGAAAAUGACGCGAGUCAAGCGAAACUUGCCUGUUCCACCGGUCACUCCUGCAAAAGAACGAUCGACAAACUAGUCUCAUCCAGUAGACUAUCGCAGGAUGCAGUGACAUCUUUCAUCGGACUGCUCAUCUCCCAGCUGACGCAACUCCUGCAGAAAGUCGAUCGCCUGAAAGAGCUGACAAAGUCCCAAGAGAAGACACUCAUCGCUAUCGAGCGUUACGAAUUCUUCAGCAGGCAGACAUUCGAUAAACUCUCCGAGAAGAUAAGACCGACGUCUUCCCACGAGACCCAACAAUUCGAUAUCAACGAAUGGAAGAGUGAAUUCCAAUCAAAGACGAAGCAGCUGUUCAGUGAGAUUGCACCAGCUGUGAAUCAGCUGUACCAGAGGUACGUUAAGGACGGCCUUCUGCAGGGUGAGUGGGACUCAUCUACGAGACAAUUAAUUUGCCCAUGGAGGACUAAAGCGAGUCAGAGGGCAUCGACCCUCGUCGACAGACUGAGAGAUGGCUGGCAGCAUCUGCUGAGGGACAGAGCAACGAGAACUCUAACAUACAAUGACGAACAGUUUCACGUACUCGAGAGGAUCAAAGUAACCGAGACUGGAAGGCGGAUGAAGAUGCUACUCGAGACGGAGUGCAUUCCCUCCAUCAUCCAGAGAUCCGAGUCACUCGCCGAUUGGUACAAAAUAGCGCAGACCGUUUACCUGCAGAUUCAAUUACUCGACAAAGAUCUUGAUAAUUAUGAGCGAAAUUUGGAAGUAAUCUCUUACCGACUCACCGAUGAGAGCUCACAUCGUCACGAAGCACUUCAUAAAUUACUCAAGCAAUUGCCAAGUGGUCGGACUUCAGAGCACAGCUCACACCUCCCCAGCUGCAUCAGGGAGGAGGGUACCAAGACCUGGACAAAUAUUUAUAAUAUGCAACAGGAGAUUCUACGAAUUGUGAAGAUGAAUAAUGAGGACUUUGAGAGGGUUGAGAGAUUGUCCGAGGCAUGCAGACUGCAACGACCUAGUGAGAGUGAGGAUGAGGAUGAAGAGGACGAGGGCUCAGAUGGACAGGACAUCCACAGGACCGAAAGGAUAAAAAGCGAAUUCAAGCACAUCAUAGGAAUUCUUUCCAAAGCUCAGAAUCUCUGAAUAACGUGUCACCACUGGAAUUAAAACAUGUAAAUGAAUUUAUUGGAUUAUUUGGUUCAAUGUAUUAAAGAUAUUUUGGUAA